Ogataea haglerorum is the source of this 645-nucleotide messenger RNA. RefSeq lists its product as uncharacterized. The transcript is spliced from 2 exons. The record is from RefSeq and is a predicted model, not a curated record. NCBI's taxonomy places the organism in Eukaryota, Fungi, Ascomycota, Pichiomycetes, Pichiales, Pichiaceae. Gene Ontology annotation, molecular function: protein-lysine N-methyltransferase activity. The coding region runs from base 1 to 645 and encodes 214 amino acids.
AUGGUGGACUCAGAAGAAGAACUUGAAGAAGCAGACGCUGAUUUCACCAAAAGAUCACAUUUGUCGAUUGAUGAUUUCAAAGAAGAUUGGCAGUUAUCACAAUUUUGGUACAACGACGAUACAGCUAAUACACUUGCUGACGAGCUGCUUGAUGGAGCUGACAACGAAACGAUAAUAUGCAUUGUUAGUGCUCCAUCUGUAUAUGCAGCCAUCAGGGCUCGCGAACCCGAUGAUCUUCCCACAAAGAACAUCUAUUUGCUGGAGUUUGAUCGACGUUUCAAAGUACUUUCUGGAUCUAAAUAUUUCGGAUUUUUUGACUACAAUCAACCUUUGAAUGUUCCUGAACACCUAAAAGGUAGAUGUCAUCGUCUUUUGAUUGACCCACCAUUCUUGGAAAUUGACUGUCAGAGGAAAUCUGCACUUGCAGCGAAGACAUUGUUACAAUCAGACAAAGCCCAAAAAACAAAGCAUAAUGAGCUGAGGUAUAAACUUAUCACUUGUACCGGUGAGCGAAUGGCUGAUGUAGUUACGUCCUACUACCCAGAUGUGCGCAUGACUACUUUCUACCCAGAGCACAAAAAUGGAUUAAGUAAUGAAUUUAGAUGCUACGCCUCAUUUGAGGGUAAAGCAUGGAAAUUCGUAUAG